This is a messenger RNA of Oncorhynchus tshawytscha (Chinook salmon), 3306 nucleotides long. RefSeq names its product ribosomal RNA processing protein 1 homolog B. Gene Ontology annotation, cellular component: preribosome, small subunit precursor; nucleus; preribosome, large subunit precursor. The record is from RefSeq and is a predicted model, not a curated record. Bases 98 to 3073 code for a protein of 991 amino acids. Lineage: Eukaryota; Metazoa; Chordata; Actinopteri; Salmoniformes; Salmonidae. The transcript has 15 exons. Gene Ontology annotation, biological process: rRNA processing.
UCAUCGUCAUGCGACGAGCGGAAACGCAUGCGGAAAGCGCAGAGAGGAAUGUGUCUCUGCUAGGCAAAACGUGUUUCUACGUUAAUUUGUUGGAAACAUGGCGCCGGUACAACAAGAACCAGAGAUCCAGUUCGCUCAAAGAUUGGCUUCUAAUGAGAGGCCCAUGCGAACAAAAGCCAUCAAGAAGCUAAGAAAAUAUAUUCGUGUUAGGUCACAGAAAAUCCAAGGUGGGUUUGAAGGUGACGAGUUACUCAAACUAUGGAAAGGCCUCUUUUAUUGCCUGUGGAUGCAGGACAAGCCACUUCUUCAGGAGGAGCUGUCGAAUCAGAUCUCUGGCCUGAUACACAGCUUCCAGAACAUCCAGAGCCAGUUUAUGUUUCUGGAGACCUUCCUGCAGACCAUCAAAAGAGAAUGGACCGGCAUUGACAGGCUUCGCAUGGAUAAGUUCUUCCAGCUGGUUCGUUUCGUGUUCAGGAACACUUUUGAGAUGAUGAAGAGGAAAGAAUGGGAGACCAGUGUGGUGACCAGGUUUCUGGAGCUCCUGACUGCCCAGGUCCUCCACAGCUCCAGCGGAGCUCCCUGCGGAUUACAGUUCCACAUACUGGACAUCUAUAUGACCGAGCUGGCUGCAGUCGGCUCAGCUGAGCUCACAGCGGCUCAGAACAUGACAUUCAUUGACCCUUUCUGCAAAACAGCGUCUAAAACGAAAGAUCGGAUCUUGCUCAGGGCUAUCUGCAGCAGCAUUUUCAGCGCCAUCGUGGACCAGGCUCCCUUCGCCAUCGAAGACCUGUUGAAGGAAGUGAAGGCUACAGGUGGAGGGGCUGAGGAGUCCGACUCGGGACAGGCUUCUGAAGAGGAGGUAGAGAAGGAUCCCCCCAAGGGCAAAAAAACUGCAAAGGAAGCCCUCAAGAAAACCACUGGAGGGCAGACCAACGGUACUGUGUCAACUGAGGAAGAUGAUGAUGAGGAUGAAGAUGGUCUGGGCGAUGAAGACGAAGACGAAAUGCUUCAUAUGGAGAGUGACUCUGAGUCUGAGAUGCCAGAUGACGCUGGGAUCGGACCUGUUCUCCAGUUUGACUACCUUAGCCUGGCAGACAGGCUGUUUGGGCUAGCCAGACGCAGCAACACCCCUAGCCACAACAGACAGAGACUGUACAAAGUCGUUAAGACUCUCCGGGAUCUCAGUGAAGGAGUCUUUCCACAGGAUGAGUACCCAGAGGAGGUGUCGACAGAUGAGGAUGAUGAUGAAAUGUUUGGCAGCAGAAAGAGGAUGAAACGGGGACGAGGCUUCGGGGAGGAAGAGGAAGAGAGCUCACCAGCCAAGAAAUGGAAAGGCAAGAAAAAAGACUCCAAAGCAAGAACGUCUGACCAGCCUGCCGCAACAGAUGACAGUAAACCAGCAGAGACUCCCGGAGACUCCAAUAACAAGAAGAAGAAGAAGAAGAGGAGGAGGAAGAAGAAGACUGGAGAGGUGAAGACUGAAGAGCAGAACGGGGUGGCGGCGAAGUCGGAGGUUAAGGUUGAGACGGACACAACUCCUGCUUCUGCACCGCAGACGACAGACUCUAAAGAAGCAGAGACGGAGCCCUCUAUCCCAGCCAAGGGCACCGAUACAGGAGCGUCUCUCCUGAAGGAGAAGGCAAAGGUGACAGCCAUGGAGACAGGGGUCCAAUCAGGAACUCCACAGGAUGUAGUGGUAGGUAACUUGUCAUCUGUCACAGUCAUGGAGGUAGACCAGAAGAAACAAUCAGAGACUCCGGUACCAGACGCCAAGAAGAAAAAUAUCAAGAAGUCCAAAACGCCUGCACCAAAGCAGAAGAAAGAGGUAGCAGAACCAGCAACGUCUGCCCCUGAGACUGCUACUACCACCCCAAGCAGGAGGAAAAAUACCAAGCAGGAGCCUGAGGAGCAGACCACUGUAGAGGAAGUUGAAAUGACAUUAGAAACAGUAGACGAGACCACGGCCACCCCACCGAAGAAGAAGAGGAGGAGGAGGAGGAACAAGGUUAAACGGACCGCUGAGACAGACACAACAGAGGUGGACCUUGAACCAGACUCUACCCCAGCCAAGGAGCCUCCAGUUGACCUCCGCAUCGCCGCCACUCCCCUGAAAAAGAAGAAACUAAAGGUGGCAAAGGCUGGAGAGGAGAGCGUCGAGGGUGACAUACGGCCAGAAACUGAAGCAGACGUCCUGGUUGUAGACACCAAGGUGGAGCCAGCAUGUGUCGCUACAUCAACCCAGCUCAAGAAGAAGAAGAAACAUGCCAGGGCCGAAAGUGAAACCCCGCCGAAAGCAGACGCAAACCUCACACUGAUCGACGCUGAGGUACAGACGCUGGAGGCCGCCACACCUACCCCACUGAAGAAGAAGAAACAUGCCAAGGCUGAGGUACAGACGCUGGAGGCCGCCACACCUACCCCACUGAAGAAGAAGAAGAGCUCUGGACUGGUAGCGCAGGAGCUAGAGACCACGACAGUGAAGGAGAGCGUGUCAGAGGAGCAGCCUACAGAUGCUGACCUGGACACGCCCCUGAAGAAAGGGAAGAAGAAGAGGAAGGUCCCGGUAGUGAUAGAGUUCGAGGCUGAGGUCAACGGGAUGGCUGGAGGCAAGAAAGCCAAACUGAGCAACGACAGCAAAGAGCUGUCCACGCCGGUGAGCGCCAAGAAAACCAAAAAAAUGACGCCCAAGAAUGCAGGGGCGGAGUCUGACUUCAUCACGUUCCAGAACCAUGCCACCAUCCCUACUCCCCUUUUCUUCAAGACCACCAAGGGAAGCCCCAGCACACCGCUAUCCAGCAAGAAGAAGAAGUGUCAGACUCCAAAGUCCGAAUCCAAGAAGGUUACCUUCGGACUCAAUAAAAACAAAACUGCAGGAUCCCCAGAGUUCAGGAAGACUGACCGCAGCCUGCUGGUGAGUCCAGAGGGGUCGUCCCGAGUGCCGUUUGACCCCCAGCAGAAGCCCCUGUUUGGGGUCUUGAAGUCCCCAGAGGCCUCUCUUACCAAAAGCACUAAGAAGACCAAGAGCACCCUGAAAACCACCCCCAAACGCCCCACCGCGGCUGACUUCUUCUAGUCUUCUGUGAGGAGACUGGUGAGACAGAUGACCGUCCCACCCCCACUGUUUGUCUGCCAGGAAUAUAUCAUUAUAAACUGAAUAUCCACAGAUUCAUCCGUUGGGAAGAGAGUGAUCUUGAUAUACAAAUGUUUAUUUUAUUUUUUUUGUCAUUUCAAAUUUUCAGUGUUUUGCUGUUCUGUGGGUGAGCAAGUUUUCAAAUAAAGACUCACUUCCUCAUUUUAGUGAACCUA